Closterium sp. Naga37s-1 is the source of this 13314-nucleotide messenger RNA. Lineage: Eukaryota; Viridiplantae; Streptophyta; Zygnematophyceae; Desmidiales; Closteriaceae. The record is from the annotation of a GenBank genome assembly.
GAUCGACGCUGCCAUGCUGUCUGCAGCCCUCUUCGCCCUCUUCCACCUCUCCCUCUCGCUCCUCUUCCCCAACAUGGCCCUUGGGAUUGCCGCCGGCCUGCUCGCGGGAGACACUCGAGCAGCACAUCUCCAAUCCCUGUCUUCUAGAAUCCAUGUGCUCCUUCGUCCUGCCACAUUCGACGGCACGAGCAAGAGGCAGAGAGUUGAGGGUAAGAGUCGUGGGAGGAGAGCAGGUAAAGCAAAGGCAAGAAAUGAAAGAAGCGGGAGUAAGAGCGGGGAGGGGGAAGCAUCCGAGGAGGAGCAGGAGGCAGUGGCAGUGAUUGCUCAAGUGCUGAUGAAGAAAUACGGACCUCAGAUUGUGAAAGAGGAGGAGGAGGAAGGGCUUGGAAACGGAUGGAAUGAGGCGGUUGAGGAGGUGGAGGGAGAGGAAGAAGCGGCGGCUGAGGAGGAGAACGAUGGAAUGGACAUUGAAGUGAAGGAGGGGGGAGCUGAAACAGCGAGUGACGAAGGUAUACGCAGCACCACAUCUCGCUCCAGACGAGCUACCACUCGCUCCUCCCUCCUCUCCCUCUACCGCUUCUUCUCCUCCCACCUCGGCAUCUGCUCCCCUUCCACUGUCGCUUCCCUCCUCGCCUCUCCAGAAACUCUUUUAGCUAAGCUCCAGUUCUUUUUGGAUCUGGUGGGGGAGGAGGCAACGGGAAGAUCGGCGAGGAGUCAUCCGGCAGUUCUGCACCUAUCAAAGGAGAACCUGCAAUGCAAGGUGGCGGUAUUGACUGAUUUGAUUGGCCGGGAGAAUGUUGUGCGGGUGGUGGCACAAUAUCCUCUGGUACUGUCAUCUAGUGAAGAUAACAUGAGAAACAGUUUCAGAGAGCUUGUGCAAGAAGUGGAAGAGGCACUGGAGAGUAGUGGAAAAGAGGUAAGUGGGCCGCUAAGCCGUGGAGGAGGAGCAGCAGGAGGAGGAGGGGAUAGUGUAAGUGCUGCAGCCUCGCUGCUGGGUCCGUUGUUGCUGCAAGAUGGGACCAGAGGGGAUAUAGCUGCCUCUGCUACAGCCGCCGCAGCCUUCCCCCUGCUGGACGUGCUACAGCUGUUCCUGUGGGUGGCGGUGUCCCCGGCUGUAGAAGAGGAGCUGCUGUUCAGAGGGCUGCUGAUCACGGCCCUGCAAGAGAGGCUCGGCAGGAUCGACGCUGCCAUGCUGUCUGCAGCCCUCUCCGCCCUCUUCCACCUCUCCCUCUCGCUGCUCUUCCCCAGCAUGGCCCUUGUGAUUGCCGCCGGCCUGCUCGCUGUCUACACCAAUAGCUGUGAAGACACGUUUGAUGAGCCCAAAAUAAUUAUGAUGGGUGCUCAGUUCACACCAUGUGUAUCCAUCCAGGAAAAGCCAGCAGACGCAAAAGCUUCCGAGGUGGAGACUGCUAUCUCUGGGCCGAAAUUACUUCCUAGGAGCAAGCGUCUUGUAGCGGUGCAAGCGGAGCUUAAAACGCGUACAGUGAAGGACGAGGAGAGGGGGGAUGGGGGAGGAGGUCAGGGGAGCAUCAGGAGAGUAGGGGAAGAGGAGGGGGGAGAAACGGGAGGCGGUGAAAGGAGAGCAAGGAAUGCAGACAGGAAGAGCAAUGGAGGCGGGGGGAUGAGUAAUGGGAAGGGAGGCUGGGAGGAGGAGGAGGCAGUGGCAGUGAUAGCUGUAGUGCUGAGAGAUAAGUUUGGGCCUCAGAUUGUGAGCGAGGAGGUAGAGGAGUGGGGGGGUGGGAUAGGAAGCAGCGAGGUUGAAGAGGAGGUGCAGAUAGUGAAAGAGGAGGAGGAGGAAGAGAAGGAGGAAGAGGAGGAGGAGGUUGAGGAGGAGAAGAGGAUAGAAGGAGUUUGGGAGGAAGCUGAAGCAGAAUCGAGUGAGGAAGUCGCACCACCCACGCAUCUCCCACCAACCACAUCUCCUCCCACAACCCCUCCUCCACUCAACAGCCCGCGGGUCGUAUCUCCCUCCUCCCUCCUCUCCCUCUACCGCUUCUUCUCCUCCCACCUCGGUAUCUCCUCCCCUUCCACUGUCGCUUCCCUCAUCACCUCUUGCCCUUCGCUCCUCCGCUCCAAUCCCACCAAUGACUUCCUGCCACGUGUCCGUCUCCUACAGUCAUACGGCAUAUCUCGUGCCGACAUUGCCUUCAUCACUGAGAAAGGACCAAACUGGCUCCGAGUCCCCCUUGCACGGAUUCAAAACACCCUUGAGUUUCUUUUGGCUCAAGGCGUCCACUGCAGCAAAUUGAGCUUGGUGCUUCGACGUGGACGCAAUCUACUCUGCAAAGAGGCACGUUCAACGAACCUGGACAUUUUGGUGGAGAAAGCAGGGGUUCCUGUGGACAAGCUGGGUGUGAUUAUAGAGAAAUGUCCGGACAUCUUGAGUCAGAGCAAAGAUGCGGUGAAUAUUCAGCUUGAGAUGCUAUCAGCCUACCUGAAGGCGGGGUGCGGAGGGAAGGUAGAGGCAGGUAGUAGCACCAGCACAAGCCUCCUGAAGCAACGAGUAGAUGAGCAGCAUCUGGACAUGAGCUGUCUAAGCAGGCUUGUGCUGAGGUUUCCAUCCAUCCUCACUCGUCAUCCCCAUCACAUUGCAGAGAGUAUUGCCAUUCUCCAGUCCUUCACUCCCCCAGGCUCACCGCGGCAUGUGGCACUGGUGCGAAUGGCACACGAGAUGUUUAGUCGGACGAGUGUUGGAGCUGAAAAACAAAGGAGCAAGCUGGGUUCUGCGUCUAAGAGUGUGGCGGCAGUAGAGGGUGAAUUGGGAGCAGAAGAAAGGAGGAGUGGAAUGUUACUUGGGCGUGAGUGUUACAGCCUUGUUGCUAUUUUGUUGCUGCCUGAUGGGACCGGAGGGGGUGUGGUUGCUACGGCUGCCUCUGCUACAGCCACUGUGGCCCUCCCCCUGCUGGACCUGCUACAGCUGUUCCUGUGGGUGGCGGUGUUGCUGGCUGUAGCAGAGGAGCUGCUGUUCAGAGGGUUGUUGAUCACGGCCCUGCAAGAGAGGCUCGGCAGGAUCGACGCUGCCAUGCUGUCUGCAGCCUUUUUCGCCCUUUUCCACCUCUCCCUUUCGCUGCUCUUCCCCAACAUGGCCCUUGGGAUUGCCGCCGGCCUGCUCGCUGUCUACUCCAAUAACGGAGAGGAUCAGGAGGGGGAGGAGGAGGGAGGACGGGGGGAUAGGAUGGGGGAAGAGGAGGAGGAAGGAGAGGAGCGAGGAGGGAGGGAAACAGGCGACGGUCUGGAGGAGGAGAGAGUGAUGGUGGAUGAAGCGGAAUUGGACUUUUAUCUGGCCCAGCUCUCGCUCAAGGUGCAUGAAUCUGCAUUCUUACAGAGAGUGGAUCGUCCUGUAACGCGUACAGGCGAGCAGGAGGGUUUACCUGGAGAUGUGCAGGAGCGAGAAGGGGAGGAUUUGAGAAGAGGGGAGGAGAUGCGUGCAGCAGUCGCACUGCUUCAUGGCCGAUCCGUCUGGGGCCUUCCCAGUAGACCGCUGGUUGUGGGGAGUAGGCUUAGUGCCAGUGAGAUAGGGGAAGAGGCGAAAGAGGCAGUGUUGGUAGGGUCGGCGGUGGAAACUGAGUCAGUAAGUUCUGCAGUGGUUAAAAAGAGAGGGGACGCAGCAGCAGAGCGGGAACCUGGCUACGUUGGGACCGCCAUUUCUGAUGCGACACCUGCCGGCGUUUCCUUGGUUGUUGGAGAAUACCCUGAGAUUCUGGGUGAGCUUUCCAGGAAUGUUCUGCGCCAGAGACGGAGGAGGAGGAGGCUGACGUCAGGACUCGAGAGACUUGAAAGUGAGGGUAAUUUACCCUCACAAACCUGGCCGGCAGCUGUGCCGGCUGUGAGAUGGGUGCAGGAGGCUCAUUUGGGGGCGGUGGCAUCUAUGCUAGAGGCGGGGGACGUGAAGGGAGCAGCUGGUCGCCUGCGGUACCUGAACGUGGAGUACGGGGUUUUGGAGGAGGAGAAGUACAGGUCCGCCCUGCACCAGUUGGUGCUCGCGCUGCGCCCCCAAAUGCACCAACCAGGUGCCCCAACAAGCGCCGUCCAGCACUCCUGUUUGGACGGCAGUGAGGAAGGAAGAGACAAGAAUUGCCGUCCAGGAGCUGCUAGCUUCUGGCUGUGUGGGGCUGCAUGGGACGACCACAUCCACAGCGAGUCCCAGCGAUCUGCCUGCCACUCCCCCAUUGCUCCUCCCUUGGAGGCUCUUCAUACACUGCUGUUGUCUCAACAUGGCAGCAACACCCAAGCAGAAACGAACUAUGUAGAGGGCGAGAGUGAGGGAAAGCUAGAAGGAGAAACGGUUCGAGCGAAUGAGGUGGCGGGUGAGGGCGGGCGAGGGGAUGGAGGAGAGCAGACGAUGGGGGGGCGGGGAGGUGGUGGCGAGGAUGGGAGGAGAGAGGGUGUGAGAGGAGAAGGUGUGUGGAGAGAGAGUGUGGAGGAGCGGUGUGUGUGGGAGCUUGUGGAGCAUGCGAGGGUGGAGAGGCGGGUGGUGGUGGGGAGUGUGCUGGAGGGAGCCCUUGCCGCUGUGCAUGCCGGGCAGUUUUCCAAGGCUAACCAUAUCCUCCGUCUGUGCCCCCCUCUCCGUCCUCUCACCACCCUCAUCGCCUGGGACCUCAUAGGCCCCUCGCACCCUGCCACCCGCCUGCGCCUCCUCUGGGCUCUCUGGCCCAUCCAGUCCUCCUGUGCCCUGCGGCCACAUGAAGGUGCUCACACAUCCCUGCUGUCUCACGAGUCUUGCCAAGAUCUGCCGCCCAACAAGCCUCUCGCUCACAACUCCUGGUUGUCGCAGCAGCAGCUGCUGGAGCAGGCUGGUGGCGUGUGCUGCUCUCACCUUAUCUACCACGCGCACCUGGCCUUCCUCAUUGCUGCACGCUAUGCUGCCUUGCAGCAGCAGCAGCAGCAGCAGAACGGUCACCAUCAUUUGCAGCAGCAGCAGCAGCAGCAGCAGCAGCAGCAGCAGCAGCAGCAGCAGCAGCAGCAGCAGCAGCCUGAGCCUUACACCCAGCACCAUCAGCAGCAUCAUAAGCAGCACCCCAAAAACCAGCGUCAUCAGCUCUAUGCCUCCGCCGAUGUGUUGAGUCCCAAGGCAGUGGCUAGCCUGGUGCGAGCAGCCGACCCGUUUGUUGCACGGCUGGCAGUGGAGUGCUGCAGGUGCAGCCGCCCCUACACGUGCUGCUCUCUCUGGGCGCCGGCUGCUUCCACGCAGAAGAAGUCAUUGAAUUGCUCAAGGCUCAGCCGGGAGCUGGAGGCAGCAUACUUGAUGGCACAUCUGGCAGGUGAGAGAUUGUCCUGCAUGGCAGUGGGACGUGGAGCUCCUUCACAUGCUGUUUUGGCGCCCUGGCAGCUGAAACUGCCGUGCGUGCCGUGGCAGGGAGUGGCAGGGGGGACUUUUGGACUGAGUCAGAUUGGGAGAAUCCCCUCUGUGUGCUGCUCCCUGCUCCCCCUCCACAGGGACUGGGACGUGGAGCUACUUCACAUGCUGUUUGCCGCCCAGGCUGCAGAAAUCGCCGUGCAUGCCAUGGCAGGGGGUGGCAGGGGAGGAGAGGGAAGGGGAGGGGUGCAGCAGCGUGAAGCAGCAGAGGCGUUGAGAGCGGUUGAGUCGUUUGAACACCAUGCUGCCCGUGUUACCACUGCUGCGCGCAAGGUGAGGAGGAAGGGCAGGAGGGUUGGGGAGGAGGGGCUUGAAUGCCAGGAUAUCUGGAUGGGCCACACUGUGCGGUCGCUGCUUCUUGCUGCCUCCAAUUCACCUUCCACCAUGAUUGACUAUGACAAUCCAGCAGACGACGAGGAUUGCCUGGCAGCUGUUACUAUGGCGCGGCUCCAGCUGCAGGCCAAGCACGAUGCUGCUCACGCUCGGGUAGAUUCAGAUACUGCUGCUGCCGGUCAGGCUCAUGAAGACGCUGCUGCUGCUGCUGCUGCUGCUGCUGCUGCUGUAGCAUCAGCUUCACCAGGUGUAGCACCAUCAGCCCCUCCGGCUGUAGCUGUGAUGGAGUCCUUGCUGGUGGCUAUAGCCAGGCAUCUGCCGCCCCAGGGCACAGAGACGCACGGCAUGUCCCGUCCUUUUCUGCUGGAUGCGUCUCCCUUGAGCGGCGUGGACAGGCGGGCGGCACGGGCACUGUUGAGGCGGAGGGAUGUGGGGGAGGUGGGAUCUGGUGGGAGUGAUGUUGGUGGUGGUGCUGCUGCUGCUCCUGCUGCUCCUGCUGCUGCCACUGCUGUUGCUGCUGAUAUUAACAGUACAUUCGAUGGUCUAGAUGCUGUUUUCGCUGCUGAGCUGGAUGCUGAGUUGGACGCACAGGCGUCUGACGUGGCAGCGGCGGCAGUGGAAGUGCUGGCUUCUGAUUGGAAGCAGAGGGCACAGGUAGUGCGUGAUUGGCUGGACGACUGGCAGUGGCGACUGGCUGUGCUGAAAGCUGAUUGGCUGGGCGUUCGUGCCAGACGGGGGGAAGGGGAGGAGGGGGAGUUGAAAGAGGAGGCGGUAUUGGAAGGGGUGGAAGGGGAGGAGGAGGUGGAGAGGGCAGAAGGCGAAGCGAGUGAUUAUGAGCAGGAGGGUGGAACGGAAGGACGUGGGAGGAAGGGAGGAGAGGUGAAUGGGCAGGCAGGGAAGGGGAAGGAGCGGAGACAGCGGAGUGAUUGGUCGGCAUGGGGAUGGCACGAGGUGGUGGCUUGGAUGCGAGUGGAGCCCUCUGCUCUCAUCUCCUGGUCAUUCCAGUGUUUUUUUAAGUUUCUGAUCGCGCCCAUUCUUGUUCCUUGGGGCGUCUCAAAACACAAGGGAGCGAUGGCACGAGAAUCCCCCUGUUCCCCCUGUUUCUCUUGUCAUAAUGCAGCUGCGCCUCACUCACCUGUCGCUUCGCCCUGGCGGUGCACUCAGAGGCACGAGUGCAGCUUUCCGCCUGGCUCGCCCGCCACGAUCAACCCAGAGUCGUCCGGUGGAAUAGUGGGACAGGCAACAGCAGCAGCAGCGGUGGUGGCGGUGGUAUUGAUCUCUCUCCUGUUCCCCCUGCUCUGUUCCCCUGCUGCCCUUGUUCCUCUCUUCAGCUGCCUGUCGGUCGGUGAUUUCUCGCUCUGCGCCUCACUCACUCGCCGCUUCCCCCUGGCGGUGCACUCAGAGGCACGAGUGCAGCUCUCUGCGUGGUUAGCUCGCCACCAUCAAUCCAGAGUCCUCCGGUGGGACAGUGGGACACACAGCAGCAGCAGCAGCAGUGGUGUUGCUGCUAGUGGCAAGGCAACAGGGAGCAGCAGUGGGGAGCAGGGUGGGGAAGCAAGCAAAGAAGGUGGAAGUAGCAGUCGGAGCAGUGGUGCGAGUGGGAGGGGAGGUGGGAAGAGUGGGUUGGAGAGGGUAGGGAGUGUGGAGGCGAGGGAGAGGCGAGUGAGGGAGAACGAGCAGGUGGACACGCUAUUCUCACUCUUCUUUGCUCCGUCCCAGGCUAUGUGGGAGAUGUUCCCAGCUCUUGACAUGAACGAGCAGGUGGACACGCUGUUCUCGCUCUUCUUCGCCCCGUCCCAGGCCAUGUGGGAAAUGUUCCCCGCUCUUGACAUGGUGGCAGUUCGGCUGGAUGCAGCAGCAACACAGGCUCGCACCGCCCCAGAUGCCCUCGUGCUUCUUGAUCAGCCGCACCUGUCGCCUUCCCCGGGCCUGUCAGGCUCGGCAGGGGUCCGGCGGGGCCCCAAGGCUCGGGCGGUGAUGGCGCUGCAGCAGGUGGUGGCAGAUUGUGAGGCAGGCACGGCACAGUUUGUCAGUGGCAAGCUCCACAAUCUCAUCCGAGCCUUGGAAGACCCCGAACCAGCAGCAGACCCCCUCAUCCCCGCACCUGCCACGGCCGCUGGCCAAUCAGGAUCCGCCACGUGUCCUCCUCCCGGCAGCGGGCUUGGCUUUGGCAUUGGGCUGGACGUGAUCUCGCCAGAGCAGCUUGCUACAGAUGACGCUACAGCCGAUGCUGCUGCAGCCACAGCAGACGCUACAGCUGCCACUACAGCCGCUGGGGGUGGUGGUGGUGGUGGUGCUACUGCUGCUGCUGCUGCUCCUGACGCCGCUGUGGGACCUUCCUUGUCCUCGUCCUCCUCCUUCUCUCUCUGGCGAAUGUUGCAUGGGGGAGGGGGAGGAGCAACGGGAGGAGGAGCAGCAGGAGGGGGGCCAGCAAGUGUGCCUGCAGUAUCUGCCCGAGCCGAUUCCCAAGGCUCGGUGGCUGCUGCAGCUGCGGUGGCGGGCUUAGCAGCAACAGGUUCGGGAGGAGUGUGGGUGGCAGCAGGAUCUCCUGUGCACACCCCUCCUCUCUCCCCCCGCUGGACCCGCUCCUCCUCUAGCCUUGGCCUCUCCGCUGCUGCUGCUGCUGCUGGUGCAUCGGUGGCAGCAGCAAGGGAAGGUGCCGGUGCUGCUGGUGCAUUGGAAGCAGCAGCGGUGGCAGCAGCAGUUGAAGAGCUCUCUGAAGGAGGUUCAACCAUAUCUACCUCCCUCCCUCUUCCCUCCACUGCCGCUACCACUACCACUGCAUCCUCUGCUGCUGCUGCUCCGUCUCCCCUUUCAGUACCAUCACGCUCCUCUAUAGGUGCCAGGACGUCUGCCCCGCUCCCUCCUGUGCCGCGAUCCUCCAUGCCCAGUCUCUGGCCCUUCUCUUUCAACUCAGCAAACGCCAAACAGCCUGCUGCAGCAGAGGGACAGAAUGUAAUUGGUGAUAUUGUCGACGACAGUGACCCCAGCCACCCCUUUAACUACUUCUCUUUACUAAACAUCGACCCGGUUGAACUUUUAAGAGAGCUUGUGUUUGUGAGAGGGGAUAUUGCUGCUGCGUUGCAUGUGGCUGGGAUCAUGGAACAGCAGAUAGUGCAAAUGCACAGACGCAAGGAGAGAGAGCGUGAUCUGGAAGCAAUAGGUGCAUUUUCCGGUGGUGGCGCUCCUGCUGCUACCAGCGGUGUUGGUGGUGCUGCUGCUGCCACAGGUGGUUAUGUGGCUGGUGUUGGUGGUGUGGGUAGGACUAGGCCUGCUGGUGUGUUGGGAGGUGAUAGGAGCAGGGGCAAGGGAGGGGGAGUGGGUGGAGGGGGGAGUGCAGUGGAGGCAGAGGAAGAGGCUGCGAAGAAACUGAUGGAAUAUGCCCGCGUGCACUCUGCAGGCCUAAGGCUGCUUCUCUUCGCCUGUCUCUUACCCCCCUCACUUGGACACCCCCCGCUUCCUCCCCUCAGCACACCAAUCAUCCACCGGUGGGUCACUCUGCAAUCUGCCAUUCACUCUAUCGCCAUUGCUGCUGCUAAAGCACCCUCUCGCCCUCCGAAGCAGCUAGCAGCAGCAGCUGCAGCACCACCACUAGGAGGAGCCGCAGCAGGUGGGGAGGGCACAGUGGGGGGAGGAGUCAGAGGCGGGCCACUGGGUGCAGGGGGUGCAGGGAUGGUGGGGGUUGCACGGCCAAGGGGAUCAGGAGAGGGAGGAAUGCCAAUAGGGCAACAGGAGGCAUUGAGAGAACAGCCCUUGAGUCGGGGCAGCUCUAGCCUUGGAGGGACCUUGGCUGUGAAUUCGCCUGGUAGCAGUAGCAGGAAGGGCGGUAGGGCGUUUGCAGGGUCAGCACUCCUGCUAGCAGGGCAAGAAGGAACACCAAGGAGAGUGAGAGGGGCGAGAUUACCUGGAGCAGGAGGGGUAGCUGAGAGUUCCAGCGGGCUGGUGGUGGGUAAAGGACAGGUGGGUGAAGGAGGAGGAAGAGGCACAAAGCGGCCUCUUGUUGCUGAAAGUGAUGCGGUUGAGGUGGGAAGUGGGGACGAGAGGGCUUCUCUGUCUAUGGGAGAACCAGGGGUUUCACUGUCUGUGGGAGAAACAGGGCAUGCGAGUGCUGGUGUUGCUGAGAGCGACGUUGGCGACAGACCGAGUGACCAGGGGGGCUGCCUGAUUGCUGACUCACGAUUGGCCGAGGCCCUUGAGCUGGCAGACACGUGGCUGCCUGAGGGGGCGCCAGAUCACCUGCUGUGUCUGCUCGUGGAGCAGGCUGAACGCCCUGAUGGUGCUACUGCUGCUCACGUGCACACGGCAGGGGUAGCAGGAGCAGCAGGAGGAGACGUGAUGCGGUUUCAGAAAGCGCCUGUUACGCAGGCAAGCAGGCUGCAGCAGAGCCCACGGAGUGGAGGAGUUGGGUUUGCAGUUUCUGCUGCUGCUGCUGCUGCUGGUGGGGGGAGCGAGGCAGGGGGUCGCACUGGCAGUGCUGGCAAGACCGCGAGGAAGCCGGUGACAGCGGGUGACAGCUGGCGGUUCGUGAUUCGCGUGGCAGACAAGGAGCUUGCAGCGGCCCUGGCUCUCAGGUACCACCACAGCUGGCAGCUGUCACACAUCCUCACCGUAUUCAACACCUGCCUCUCACACCUCCCUGCACACUCGCCCCUGCGCUCUCAGCUCCUCACCUGCAAGUCAUCUGUGGACCAGUAUACUCGCAUCCGCUCCAUUCUCAACGACAGAACCCUUGCCACGUGGCAGCAGGUUCGCUCGCUCUGCUUUCAUGAUCCCGAGUCCGUGUGUCGCCAGCUGGCCGCCAAGGGAGCGGUCAAAGAGGCUACACCUCACUCUCCCUCACCUCACCUUGCUAUCAGUCAUGCGGUGGGCUCCGUCCCUGCACGGCUCGCCAAGAAGCUCAUCGUACUAUCGAAGCGCCUAACAAACACAUCUUCCAACCAACCCACUCCUUCCCCCAUCGCCUUCUUGAAGGUGAAUUUCGUCCUCAAGCAGGCGGCAGAGGCGGAUUUGCGGCCUGCUUUUACACACACACCUUCCUACCCACCCCUCCUUUUCACACCCCUCCUCCUACCCACCCCUCCUUUCCACACCCCUCCCCACGCUUCUCAACAGGUGAAUUUUGUCCUUAAGCGCGCGGCAGAGGCCGACCUGCCUCCUGCUGACGUGGCAGACGCCAGGCAGCUACAGCUAGGCCUGCAGCUUCUGGGAACCUUCCCAACGGAGUGGCAGCAGCGGCUGGGAGGGCAGCAUGUGGCUGUGCUGCUGCAGCCGGAGCUUAUAGUGGAGAGCCUUAUACUGGAGAAACACACCUCCCUGCUGCCACAGAUCUUUGCCAAGUUCCCUGCCCUACGCAACGACACUCUUCUCCUCUCCUACGCACGUAAAGCCCUCCUCCCGUCCCCCCUCCCCCCCUCCUCCUCCUCCUCUUCCUCCUCCGCCUUUGCCUCCUCUCCCUCCACCACCCGCCCAUCUGCCACCUCCCCUCCUCCUCCCCCUCCUCCUCCUCUCCCCCACCAACACUCCCUCCGCUCCUCCUCCUCCUCCAUCCCCCGUCCGCCCUCCGUCCCCCCUGCACCCAUCACCAGCAGCUUUCUCCGCAUUCAACAGCAAGCUUCUCGCGUCUUCCCCUGGGGUGCUUCUGCCUCCUCUUCCUCCUCUGCUGCUGCUGCUGCUUCCAAUACUUCCCCGUUUGCCAGCCCUGUGCCAUCGCCACGCGGUGCUUCGGGGUUUGGAGGGGUAGGAGGAGGGAGAGGAGGAGGAGCAGCAGGAGCAGCAGGAGCGGGGAAAGGGAGUGGGGGGGCACUGGGGGUGGAUCGCCCGCCGACGCUUGCAGAGGCAGCAAAGUCACGGCUUUCAUCCUCCAUUUCUCUGGAUUCUCCUGCCCGUACCAACACUUCUCACCCUGCUAUCUCUGCUGCUGCUGCUGGUCGCAGUGGUGCCGCUGCCUCUGGUGGUGCUGCUGGUGCUACUGGUGCUGGUGGUGUUUCUGGUGCUGGUGCAACCCGUUUCGGCACGCUAGGCAGGACAAUCAGCAGCGGCACUGCCAGCCUGCAAACCAGCCCACGUCCAGGUUCACUGAACCACCCACACGGCACAGGUACCGCUACAGCUGCUACAGCUGGUAGAGCAGCCGGCGCCCAUUCGGAAGUUUCUGGGCGGCUUCUGAAAUCCGCUGCUACAAUCAGCUCCAUGUCUCUUCCUGAGCUGAUUGGCCGGCCUGUGGGUUACCUGCCAGGUGGCCGCACGGGAUUGGACGAGGUGUGCGAGGGGGGAAGCGGAGGAGGGGAGGGCGAGGAGGGAGAGGAGGAGGCAAUGGGGAGGCUAGGAGCGCGGGACAUGCAGCACGGAGCGAUCUUGAUAGGGGAAGAGACGCGGGAUGGUGAAACGAGAGAGUACCAUGUGUUUCCAGACACACCAGAUGUUUCUCUGUUCCAAUCGCUUGCUUCGCUGUGUUCGAGAAGAUUCUCGGUGGUGAGAGGGCUGCUGGCGGUGGUGGUGGAACAGGCUGGCGUGGCUCUGGCCAAGGAGAGUGUGCCACGUGGCACCAGCCUGCUGUCGCUGACUCAGUCGGCCUUUUUUUCUAAAGCAUACCUGAAAGUGAGUGUGAUGGACAAGGGGUGUGAGGGAGGGAGAAAGGAAGGGGGGUUUGGGAAGAAGAUGGGGCCCCAUGGAAUGAGGGAUAUGCUCUUGGCAUACCAGACGCAGCUUGCCAAGCCCGGACCUGCCACCCGAACCAAAGGCUCGGCACACGAGCCACCAGCUCAGGUUCGUUUGAGAGGCUCGGCGCAGGUUCGGGCACGAGACCCGGCGCAGGUUCGGACGCAGCUGAAGGCUCUGAAGCAGCUGCUGGUUCGGGCAGAGGCAUGGAUUGCACGGGUGAAGCUUCUGAGAAGGUUCCUGGCGGACAAUGUGGGGGUGGGGAUUGACGAGCUUGGAGGGGGUGACCCUGACUUCCAGCCCGGUUCUCCUGGGUUGUUUGCCUCUCUGUACAUUCACUCAGUGAUGGGAGGAAGAGAGGAGAGGGGUGGGGCAGUAGGAAGGGGAGGAGGAGGAGGGGCAGCGGGGCCAGGAGGGGGAGCAGUGGGAGGGGAUAUGGGCUGGGCCACCCUCUGCCCUUCUCAACCUUUCCUCUCCCCCCACAGGCGACUCUUCCUCUUCCUCAACCCAGCCUCCUCUUCAGCUCCCACCACCGCUUCUGCUGCUUCUGCUACUUCUGCUCCUGCUGCUGCUGCAACAGCAGUUGCUGCAAGCACAUCUGGCAGGCGCGUUUCCUCCUCCUCCACCUCCUCCUCUUCCUCUGCUGCAGCUGCUGCUGCUGCUGCUGCUGCGAGUUCACAGGGAGUUGUGGUGGGAGGGGGAGGUGCAGCGUCAUCAGCAGGAGGGGGGAGAGAGGGGCCAAGGAAUCGUGGCGGGGUGGGGCCAGGCACAGGACAAGCAGGAGGGGCAGUGGGAGCGGUGGGAGGAGUGGGAGGAGUGGGAGGAGGGGAGAGGAUGGCAGUGGUGGCACGUGAAGUUGUGCGGUUUAUCGAGACAUGCAUUCCUGCUGAUGUGGUCGGCACUCAGUUGCUCCUAUCCCAAACAGAGAAGGCAGUGGCAGAUUCUUUCCAGGACUCCCUCACAGCAGA